GGCGUGGCUAAACGGUCAUCGCAGUCAGGCUAGUGUGCGCCCCGACAAGGAGGCGGAGGGAGCCGGCGACGGAAGGGAAUCUCCCGCCAUUUUUCAAUCCUUUCCCUUUAUUUAGAGUGUGUGACGGAGGCGGGCGGGAAGCCGGCGGCGGGGGUUCGGACGGACGAGAAGGCGGUGUGUAGCUGCAGGAUCUCGGGCUGAACGGGCCGGCCUCACAGGGACCGCUCUCCCCCGGACACACGCACCGCUCCCGGGAUGGCGCCGCUGCUGGGCCGCAAGCCCUUCCCUCUGGUGAAAGCGCUGAGCGAGGCUCCCGGAGACGGGGAGGUGUUUAUAGUGGAGCACUCCGGGGAGGCCUUCCGGAGCCAGGAGUAUCCUUCCUGACAGGCCGUGAUGGCGGGAGGGAGGACAAUGGGGGAUUAACCUGCUCGCUGCCGGGACCUGCCCAAUAACGGGGUCCGACGGCUACAGUGACCGGCUGUCCGGGAACUACAACUCCCAUCAGGCUUUGCCAGCAUUUUCGCUCGGAGAGCAUCGUGGGAGUUGUAGUUAUAUAACCGAUGGGCAGCCAGGCACCUGGGAUCCUAACUCAUAGUGCUCAGCUAUCACACUACAACUCCCAUGGUGCUCAGCUAUCACACUACAACUCCCAUGGUGCUCAGGCUAUCACACUACAACUCCCAUGGUGCUCAGGCUAUCACACUACAACUCCCAUGGUGCUCAGGCUAUCACACUACAACUCCCAUGGUGCUCAGGCUAUCACACUACAACUCCCAUGGGGCUCAGGCUAUCACACUACAACUCCCAUGGGGCUCAGGCUAUCACACUACAACUCCCAUGGGGCUCAGGCUAUCACACUACAACUCCCAUGGGGCUCAGGCAAGCUGAAUGACAGGCUGUGUAGAGCAGAUGGUGUGCUGUAGGUUAGAUAUUACUACUUGUUUUACUGACUGGGGGCAGCUGGUAGAAGAGGUAAGUAGCAGUUCGUGCCCAUGCUCUCCACUGAUGGGGGUUUCUUUGUUCCUGUAGUGUGGAUGCAGUGAGUUUACUUAUAGGGUAUGCUGGUUGGAGGAAGGACUGUAUGUGGUUUGUCCUGCUGUCAGGACAGAUAGUUCUCAGCCAUAGAAGUGUCUGGUGUGGGAUUGUGCCAGAAUCUGAUGGCAACUGCACGUUUCAUUCUAUUCUGCCUGUAAGGAAGUGAAACACUUGGUUAUUUCAUGCUUAGUGCAAUAUUACAGGCUAGGAGGGAAGGACGUCAUACUGUUGGCUGCCGUCAUAGUGAUUCCACCUACUAUUGGAAGAGGUGUAUUGCAAAUUAGUGAGGAGUUUUGUUUUUCUUAAUUUAGUGGCGUAGGAAUAAAGGACACCGUUGUGUUUCAUUAGGUAUUCAGUACUUAUAUGAAAACUGUUAAUCAGAUCUUUCACACUUGUGUAUCAUUCUGUGCUAUAGUCUAAUCCUCUUCUCCAUGUACAUUCCUUGUUGUUAAUGCAUUGGCUUGCAAUAAGAUUGUGUUCCUCUGUGCUCUUUUGAACUUCAUGCUAACCUAAUUUUUUUUUCUAUUAAAGUUUCCUGUAUAUGCAGCUUGCACUGCUUUCUGUUAAUUACGCAAAAUAAGUAUUGUUUUAACUCUUUAAAACUAGUUCAAGAAAAUCUACUUGUUAAAAUCCGCAAAGAUUCCCUAGAUGCAUUUCUGUGCUAUAGGGUACCAUCGUGCAUUACUCUAUAUCAAAGUAUCAUAGCUCUUCCUGUCUAGUAGAUGGGUGGGUGGAGAUUUGGAAGUUCAUGUGGGGAAUUCAUUGGUUUCCUCUUUCCUGUGAUGCUGUCUGAGGCCUUGUUACGCCUUUUUAGAUUUGUUCUAUUGUGUGGUAGAGUGACUGUAUUCUAUGAAGUUUGUCUUAAUGUUCAUCAUUCUUUUUGUUGUUUUCUAAAUGAAAUAUUGUGUAUAUAGGCAAACUUUUGUAAAUCUAAGAAAGCAUAUUUUAUCUGAAGUUUUAUUUUCAAGUGUUUAGCAGUUAUUGCUCCAUUGUUUCUGGGGGCUUUGAUUUCGGGGUGAUAUUUACCAUUUAACAGGGGGUGUGAGAGGGCAUCCUUAGACACUGUGAUUUAUGUUCAACUAUUUAAACUAUAGAGAUUCAUGUUUAAGUCACAUGCUCCACAUAAAAUAAUCAGUCAUGUCUUAACUAUUUCCUAAACUCUAUGUAGUAGACAGCUUUUCAACAUCGGUUGUAUAACUAUUGCUUGAAGUAGGAAAUGCGACAUUUGACACUCUUUUAUAGAAGGGGAAAAACCUGGAAAUAUGUAGUAUAAUAUUUAUUUUUAUGCAGUUUUAAGGCAUGGCUAGUGAAGAAUUAGAACAUACAAGUAGUGUAUGUAUGUUAAAUUGUUUUGCAUUCCUUGGAAGCUUUGCAUUCCUGCUUGCAUAUGUUGUAGUCUUAAAGGGAGACUAUAACAAUUCGUGUAUAAGGUUUGUGUCUGUUCAGUAGACGCUAGGUUGUGAAAUGGCCAGUAGGAGUACAUCGUUUUAAUUAGCAGGUGUUUUCUGAACAGUAAGAAAACUGCUACACUCAGUCCCUUCAUUUUAAUAAAGCUCUGAAAUGAGUUUGAAUUUGUGGUAUCUGAGUUUGGGUUGUUUCUCACUAUUGGGGCAAAGAGGUGAUGCCAUUCAUGUAGUCCUAUCAAAUUGUCAUUGUGUGGAAACCUUUGUUUAUCUUUUGUUAAGUAGAAGUUUAUGCUGCCCACGUGAAACCUAGUAUUUAUUUUGAAAUGUCUUGUGGGUUCCCAAUUUAGCACUGUUAUAAAAGUGCCAGUUUCUCUCGAAAUCGGUACUUUUAUAAACUGAAAGAGGACCCUCUGUUAACUCGUAAACCCAUAAUGCAAGCUCAGCUUAGUUACUUUAUAUUUUGCUGUAAUGGUUAUGAUGCAAGGAGGUCCCUGGCAAUGUUUGCCUUCUUAACUGGAUUCCCACCAGGUGCCGAGUUUCAUCUAUGGCCAGUGAUGUGCAUGUCGAUCCUGGCUGAGAGCGCUAGCUUAGUGCUCUCAACCAAUGAAUGACAUUCUGUGCUUUAAACUAUGCACAGCAUAGAUGCCAAAAUGCUUUUGUUCAGGGCUGGCUAAUGACACUGUUAGGGUUAAACAAUGCAUGUGCAGUACUUCAUAGUGAAAAGCUUGAACAUACUACAGGCACCAAAAUCAAUGAAGUGAUCAUGAUGCUUGGAGUAACCCUUUACAUUUGGGAAUAACUAAAUGAUAUAAAGGGUUACUAGAGGCACCAAAACAAUGUUAAUGCUCCUGUCCCUAUAGUGUUCAUUUGAGCGAACAUGUCUUCCUAACAUAUAGUGUUAAAACCACCAUCUAGCUUUCCUGCCCCUUGCCCACCUAAAUUUAGCAAAAUCUAACCUUUAUUGCAGUCUGCUCCUGAUCUGCCUGCUUGACUGACAUAAUCAGAAGUGUUGAACUGAGCCAAUCACAAUACUUUCACACAGGAAAGCAUUGGAUUGGCUUAGACUGUCAAGGAGGCAGAUUAGGGGCAGAACCAGCACAAGCCAAACACAACCCUGGUCAAUCGGCAUCUCCUCAUAGAGAUGAAUUGAAUCAAUGUAUCUGUAUGAGGAAAGUUGUGUCUGCAUGCAGAGAGGGUGGAGACACUGGCAGUACUGCAGUGUGCAGCACUGCCCCAGGAAGCACCUAUAGCAGCCAUCUGAGGAGUAUCAUUAGGCUGUAAUGUAAACACUGCAUUUUCUCUGACCGUUUUUACUGCAAAAAGCCUGAAGGGAAUGAUUACACUCACCAGAACAAAUACUAUAAGCUGUAGUUAUUCUGGUGACUAUAGUGUCCCUUUAAUGAAGCUGAUUUGGUGUAGUAUUAGUAGUAUUAUUAUUCGUCAGAUUCCACAGCGCUUUACAAUGGGUGGACGAACAGACAUAUAGUUGUAACCAGACUAGUUGGACACACAGGAGCAGAGGGGUUGAGGGCCCUGCACAAUGCCCUUACAUGCUAGAGGGAGUGGGGUAAAAUGACACAAAAAGGUGAGGGUAGUAUUAGACUAGUGACAGUUGCAGAAGAGGAAUCAGUCAGGGGCUAUUAACAGUUCAAUUGAUACGCUUUUAUGAAGAACUGGGUUUUUAACUAUAUAUUUUUUUGAAGGAGUGGAGUCUGGGUGAGCAUCUAACGGAGGAGGGAAGCGGGUUCCACAGGAACUCACGUGCCUGCAUCUCACUGCUCCGUUCUCUAUUUAGGAGUUCUGUCACUUUGUUUUAUGCAGUCCUAGUGACUCCUCCCUGCAUGUAACAUACACAGCCUUCCUAAUCACUGUAAACAGAUAUCUAAUGUUUAAACUUCCUUUGCUACACAAUCUAGAGUUUAUCACCUGCUCUGUUAAUAGCCUGCAUAAUCCCCCUGUAUGUGAACAGAGUUCAUUUAACAGAGUAUGCGAUUAAAAAUGUCAGAUCUGAAAAAAUUUCCCACCUGUGACGGUCCGCCUGGCACCCUGACCGCGUACCUCUGUCAAUCGCUUCCUAGUAAUCCUUGAAUACCAUAAACAUGGACCACUGGAACACCGUAAACCGCCGCAGCUUGGUUGGGGUUUUGCUCUCCACCCACCCUGGAGCCAAGACCAGAUCCAGCUUCCAGUGGAUAGACCUCUCCUAGUCCAGAGAGCGAAGCAGACUGCUCUUACAAGAGCAAUUGUGGUGAUCCAAGGGAGUAUAGUGAUUAUAGCAAUCCCCAGAGUGAAUAUAGCUUUCCAAUCCCCCCAAAAUGAGCCUAGACUUCAUGAAUGGUAAAACGAAUCUCCGUUUAAUGGUAGCCACAACUGGCCUUUUAUGACCGUCCCCAAGCAAGGGGCACUCUCCCCUGGACCUGAGAGUAAACCAGAGUAGAAACAAAUACACAAUCACCUUGGCUCUUAAGUCCAGGACACUGCCAUACAAAAUAGGUCAAUACCUCCCCUAUUCCUGGGAGAUAAUUGAGUCAAGCACUGUAUUAAACUCAAUUAUCUCCAAACAUAAACACACAUUUCCCAAACACCCCAAAAAUACCUUAAAACACACAAUCCCCACAAAAGUUACAUCCCAUGAUAGCCCCGAUCUGUGUGAACAAUAUAUCCAAAAAUCACCCAGAUCGGUUCAGGAAUUUCCUAGAAAUCAUAGUUUUGGCCCACUGUACGCAUGGUCCCAUGCCCAAAACAGUUCCAUAUAAUCGCGGCUAAGUGCCGCUGGGGACCGACCGGGAAACAGUUUUCAUGCCGAAAAUAGUUCCAGGGCAUUCGCGGCUAAGUCGCCCUGAAGUCUAUUCGCGGUUUUGGUCCAUGCGAACGGCCGCUAUUGAGCUAGUUCGGCUCUAUGGUAAGUGCCGAACAACGGGGAAUAAAAUAUGGGUCUUUACAGUCGCUGACCUGGAGAGGGCAAGCAAGCCCUUCCAAGAACAUGUGACAAAGAUCAGUUCGUCACACCAGUAACAGACAAGGGAAACUGUGACUAGGCAGUAAGACUGCAGGGACAUGAUCUGUACACCACAACUGUUUCAUUAAAGAGACACUUGAGGCACUCACACAAUUUCAGCUCAAGUGGUCUAGGUGCAAAUUCCCAGGUCCCUUAAAGGGAAAAUAUAGUGCCAGGAAAACAAACUAGUUUUCCUGGCACUAUAGCUUCCCCCUUUGUGAAGGUCCCCAUGGUGUAGAAGAGGUAAAUAACACCUAUCACUUACCUGGGUCCAGUGCCGAUUCAGUACAAAUUAUCUGCCGCCAUUGCAACAAUGGUAUCUCUGCCCAAUGUCUAAAGGUUUCAGGGAAAAAUACGGAGACAAAGUCACUACUCAGACUCAGUAUAUCUUAUUAGUUUGGAUUUCAAUGAAAUUCCAACAUUGUCCGUAAGAGUAUUUUAUCUUUAUGAAAUACUCACUUGACAGGCCAGGUUGACAGUGCUGCUCUAAAGCAGCCCCUAUUUUUUGAUUGUGUGUGUGUAUAUGUGUAUGUAUAUCUAUCAUUCACAAACUUGUUUACAUCUCUGAUUUGAAUCUUUAACAUUUCAUAGUGUGCGUGUGUCCCAUGAUAUUGUUUAAUGAAGCAAACUGGCCAUGCAGGAAACUCUCUGAAAGCGUGUUUACACUCUGAAACUGAACAUGUGCACAGGCUAGGACUCAAAUGCCAUAAUGAAACCAGGGACAGGCCAGCAUUGCUUUUGCUUUAGUGCAGCAACAUUUUAAAUGUAAGAUACGAAACGUUCAAGGCUCAAUAACUGCACAGGAUUCUUACAAUCUGUAUUGUGGGUAUGCAUUGAUGACUUUGAUAGUUUUUCUUUGAGUUGUGUAUGCGUGGUUGGUUAUAUUUAUUGUAGAGUGGAACCUUGGAACUCAAUCUGUUCCAGAAGGCUGCUGUUUACAUUGCUGCAUAAGAACACCUUCAGUGGCAGUCAGACAGCCACGAGAGGUGCUACCUAGUCCAAUGCUCAUAGAGAUGCAUUGCUUAAAUGCAUCUGAGGAGAUGCUGAUUGGUGCAGUGUGAUGUUUUGCCGAGCAUGGGCAGUAGCAUCCUAAUGCUUUCUUAUUGAAAAGCAUUGGAUUGGCUAAGAUCAAGCUUGUUCUCAGCUAUAGAGGUGGAGCUAGACGCUCCAAGACGGACGUGGAAGAAAAUGUGAGUAAAAUUACCUUUUUACUGAUAUUGGAGGGGAACUAGGGAUCUUUAAUAGUUUAACACUAGUGUUCCUGACAUCAAUGUUUAUUUAAAAUAAAGUUUCGGUCAUGCCAAGGCUCGUUUGCAUUUUCCUGACCUAUUGUACUACAGAGAGUAUGAAGCACGUCUGGCACGAUAUGCAGAACGGAUCUGGACAUGCAAGAGUACGGGAAGCAAUCAGCUGACUCACAAAGAAGCCUGGGACGAGGAACAGGAAGUGGCAGAGCUGUGAGUAGUAGUACUUUAAGAUGGCUUCUAAUUUUUAUGUCUACAAGUAUAAUGAACCUGAUUAGCUGAGUAAGGUACAAUGCUACAGUACUGAAUGUGAACAAAGUACAAUGCUAAAUAUAAAAAGAAUGUUGGAGGAAACAGAUCAAUCAUGAUUAACGUGACUGAUUACAGAUGUAAACUAGUGAGUCUGUCCCUGGCCUUUUUUCAGCCCAUUUCUUGAUCACUUUGUUUUGGGUGGUCUUAGGUGGAUUUUUAUUAUACUGUUAAAAUGAAUAUAUAUUUUAUUCACAGUGGUUUCCCCACCGACCUAAAACAAUUUUUUUUUUUAUUUUUUUUGGGGGGGGGGGUGAUCGGUCUUGUGCAACCUAGUUAUAGCACUCUUAUUUUACUGUGCCUCGGAGUGUAUUUAAAGGUUGUAGGGUUUUUAUUUUGAGGGAUUUUGCAAACUGACCUCUGGCUCUCUUGCCAUAAGGAGAGAGAGAGCAUCCAGAGGUAGAUUACCAUCUAAAUCUGUAGUUUCUAAACCAGUCCUCAAAGCAUGCUUAUCAGUCAUACUGUUUUUUUUUUUAGGAAAAAAGAGAGGGGGAAAAAAAACCAAAACACCUGGGUAAUUCCUUAAUCCUGGACCGAUAAGUGUCCGAUGAGGUCUGGUUUUGAAACCAUUGAGAUGGUGGUGUAAAGAUGGAAAAAGCAUAAUUCUACUUUGAUUAGCCCUACCUUGUGGUCUGAUCUAUCUAAAGCUUGUAGAAUUGUCAUGUUUGAAUAAAUAUUGAUUUCCUUGACCCGAUAUUUGCUGCAAAGAUAACAAAACAACCUUAGAAUUACUAUUGGGUAUCUUGAUUAUUGUGCAGUUCGUCAUGAACCCCAUUAAUACAAAUGAAUGUUACAUAACUUUUAAUUUAUUUUAUGUAGCUUGAAAGAAGAAUUCCCUUUGUGGUAUGAAAAGCAGGUGCUAGAGCUUGUUCACCAUAACACAAUCUCCUUGGACAAAUUGGUUGACCAGGCUUGGAUGGAGAUAAUGACAAAGUAUUCUGUAGGGGAAGAGUGUGAAUUUGAGGUAUGCACUUGAGGUUGGCUAAUUGCACUAUUUUGUGGUAAAAAAACAAACCUUUUCUUGUAUUACAUCACUAACAUUUACCUUUUUACAAUAAGUUAUAGAUGUUGGAUAGUAUCAGAUUUUAUUAUAGUUUUUAUUAACUCUACAGUUUUGUCCACUUUAAAUUAAAAUAUUCAGUGUUAUUUACCCACUCUAUUUUUUUGUUUGUUUUUUUUUUUUUUUCUAGUACAAUUUAAACUUAGAACUGAGCCCCAUGAGUUUAUAAUCUAGUAUUUUAGCACCUCUGAAAUGUCCUUAACAAGAAUUGAGUUUGGAGUAUGUUUGUAUUGCAUCAAGAUUUCUCUUACCAUGUACAAGGUAGUGCUUUCUGGUGCCUUGUAAGUACUACAAGGGUCCUUCUGCUCUGUCAAUGCAGCUACGCAGUAGCAGAACAUCUGCAUAUGUAAUAUGAGCCAGCUGCAUUGCUCCUGUAUACAUCACAAUAAUCCUUGCACUAAUCAUCUCCAGCAGCCAGCUUAGCCAUACCCUUUCCUUACCGUACUAAUUCAUCCCACCACACCCCCUGCCUUUUUGCUGCUGUGCUAUGACCUCACUGCUAUCACACUGCCUCUUCACUGCUUUACCCUUUGUUCCGAAUGCCAGUCCCACCUCUUACAUGCUGGGGGAUGCCUCCCCCUUCCAACACGUAGAGCACAAUGUGACUGCUGCCACCUUGUGGGGAAUAUGAGGAUGUUGAUGACAAGCACCCAACACAAUACCAUAAUUUGAAAAAUAAGUUCAAUGACUAGGAACGGAAAGAAUCUCUUGUAGGACCUUUCGGUGCAUGGGUGGUGUGUAUUGGUUUACAUGAUAAAACUGGCUUAUCACGGUCUGUGGUAGUUUAUUAAUGGUAUAAGUUAAAGUCUUAUUUAUAUUAAAUUUUGCAUAGGUGGGACCAGAAAAGUACUUGAAAGUGAAAAUUGUACAAAUGCAUCCUCUAGAGACUGAUGAGGUGCUGGCUACAGAAAAAAAGGCUGAUGCUGCUUGCGAUUCUCCAUCAAGUGAUAAAGAAAACUCCAAUCGCAUAGCUCAGGACAACCAGUUGAAAGAAGAAAGUCGAUUAGAUACUCUGAGCAGCCUUAGAGAAAGUAUGUACUAUGGCUAUUUACAAGUCUCCGUUUUGUUUCUUGAAAAUGUUUCCUUAUGCUGGGACAUUCCUGUGACUUGACUGGAUAGAAUGGCAAAAUUGCUUCUAUUAAAGCCUUGCUGCAAUUCAUUCACUAAAGCUAGAAUUGAUAGGGGAAUAAAUUUAUAUAUUUUUUUUUCUUUCAAAAAAAUUGAACAAAUUCUCCCAUUCAGAUAUCUUUGUAGCUUCUGUAUGCCUAAUACAUAAGCGUUUCUUUCGCUCUCCAUGCUCUAGAAAUCCCUGUUUAAUAACCCACUCCUGUGACACUGUAAAUCUCUAUUUCCUUUUACCGUAAGGUAGGUAUGUCUUGUGUUAACAUGUAUUCAUAAACGUUUCUAUUUUGCAGGUGACAGGGCUAGACGCUCUCCUCGUAAACUUCCUGUAAGCUUAAAAAAGGAGGAGAAAAAAUGGGUUCCACCCAAGUUCCUGCCACACAAAUAUGAUGUGAAGCUAGUCAGCGAAGACAAGGUAAAGUACAACCAGCUGUGUGAUCGUCUCCUCUUUCUGUCCUCACACAUUUACUGUUUCUGUGAGUGUUCUUUCUUUAUAGUGUUGUCCUGCUUUUACAACGCCUUACUAUUCAAUAUAUUAAACCGCACAUUUACUAUUUACAUGUUGAAAACAUCUGUAUAAAUAAAAAGUUCAUGAUUGUCAUUCCUUGCACCAAUUAUAGAAAACAUAGUAGAAUAUGGCAAAAGAUGUGUGGUGAGUGUGCUUGUAAACAUGCUUAUAUAGCUAUAUAUCAUGUUUUUGUGUGUAUGUAUAUUUAAUACAUUGCUAAACACAAAUACACACACUGUUCAAGCCAUAAGACUUGCUUUUUCACACAGAAAUCUCACUUCAACAGUGCUCUCACUACUUCAAGGGAUUCUGGGUAGGCAAUUGCAAAUGAGCUCAACAAAGAACAAAUUUCUGCCUCAUAAUUACACUUUAUACAUGGAUUCCUUGGAGUAUGUGUCUGCUGUAUAGAACAGCUUUGAAACACAACUCAGGAAGAGGAGCAAAGCCAGUGAACCACUCAUGGAUAGCUGUUUCGUUUGGUUACUGGCUUGGUGUGUGUGUAUAGCAUACCCUUGGAGAAUUGGUAAUAUAUGUAAAAUUUUUAAAGAAAACAUGAGUGAGCAGGCAAAACACAUUUCUUUUAUUUCUUAUGGGAUUCAUAUUCAACUGUAGGUUAUAAUUGAAUGGCACAAUCUUAAAACAAAACAUGGCAACAAAGAAAAAAAAAAUGAAAUGACUCCUGUUCAAAAGUCUGCAUACCCUUAGUUCUUAAUAUUGUGUAUUGUCCCCUUCAGCAUCAUUGACCACGUGCAGUCUUUUGUAAUGGUUGUCAAUGAGGCCCCUAAUUCUUGCGGGUGGUAUAGCUGCCCAAAAUGCAUCCAGAUCAUGCCAGUCUUUGGUCAUCUUGCAUGAACCACAUGUUUGAGAUCUCCCUAGAGUGGCUUGAUGAUGUAUAGGUCAAGAGACUGUGAUGACCACUCCAGAACCUUCACCUUUUUAUGCUGUAACCACUGGAGUCAACUUGGCCUUGUGCUAAGGGUCAUUGUCAUGCUGGAAUGUCCAAGAGCGUCCCAUGCGCAGUCUUAGUGCAAGGGAAUGCUUAUUUUUUGGGGUGGGGGGUGUGUGGGAGUAUUUUCUGAUAACUUGCAACAUUCAUCUUGCCAUCAAUUUUCAUAAAAUUCCCCCAUGCCUUUAGAGUUCACUCACCCUAAAAAGUGAGACCUCACCAUGCUUCAGUGCUAUUGCUUGUUCACUAUAGGCCUUGUUGAUCCCUCUCCAACUACAGUACUAAUGGUUGUGACCAUAAAACUCUGUGUGCCAGUAGCAGUGAGGCGUGUCAAGGUGUUGUCGGGUAUAUUGUAACCAGGCUCUUUUUGUGGCAUUGGUGCAGUAAAGGCUUCUUUCUGGCAACACAACCAUGCAGCUCAUUUUUGUUCAAUUGUUGUAUUGUGCAUUUUCCAGGGCAGCCUGUAUUUCCCCUAAGGUUACCUGUGUGUUUUUCUUUGUAUCCCAAAGAAUUCUUCUGGCAGUUGUGGCUAGAAUUUUUCUUGGUCUACCUGACCUUUGCUUGGUAUCAAGAGAUCCCUGAAUAUUCUAUCCACUUCCUAAUAAGUGAUUGAACAAUACUGUCUAGCAUUUUCAUUGCUUUGGAUAUCUCUUUCCAUCUUUAUAAAGUUCCAUUACUUUCUUUUCUGCUCCCCAUGACUCUGUAUCUAGCCUGCUCAGUGCAUCCAUGUGAGAGCUAACAAACUAAUUGACUAUUUAUACACAGGCACUAAUUGCAAUUUAAAAAGCCACAGUGUGGGACAUUUACCUUUUAAUUUACAUUUUAAUCAGUGUGUGUCUGUAACAAGUCCAAACAUUCACGAGUGUGUAAACUUUUGAUCAGGGCCAUUUGGUGGAUUUCUGUUAUGAUUUAAAAAGAAGCCAAAAAACUGAUAUGAUCACUCUCCUUCAUAUGAUCACUAAGACACUGAUCAAUAAGACAUUUAUUGUUUGUUUGCAUGAUCAGUCAUAUGUUCAAAAUCAAUGCCACAGUUUCACAAUUUCUGCCAGGAUAUGCAAACUUUUGAGCAAAAUUGUAUAUCAUGUUAUCAGCAUGUAUGGUUGCAGUUUUGGGGGUCCUCUUGUAACCAAGACAUCUGGCUUCAACUGGACAUUCAGGAGUUAAUUGGAGAGAGGGUACAUUUAAUCUAUCUGGGAAUUUUGACUUGAGUGCUUUAAUAGAUCAAAACCCAUUUUACUAUAUUUUAAUUUUCUGGCAUUUAGGUAAUCAGCCAUGUUCCUGUAGACAGCUUGUAUCGAUCAGAGCGUCCACCCAAUAAGGAGAUCCUUCGUUAUUUUAUACGUCAUAAUUCGCUGCGAAUUGGCACGGGAGAAAACGCACCUUGGGUGGUGGAGGAUGAACUUGUGAAAAAGUAUGCACUGCCAAGCAAGUUUAGCGACUUUUUACUAGAUCCACAGAAAGUAAGUUGUGACUUUUUACAAAUCUUAUGUUAAAGUAUUUUAGUUCUCAAUUUGUGGUUUUGCUGUGGUGUUUUUGCGUUUUUUUUGUUUUUUUUCACAUGAUUUUUAUCAAUAUUCCUCAGUGGUAAAGGAAAAUAUCAUCUUAGUUGCUGAGCAUGCUUUUAAAAAAAACAAACCAGGUAUCCCCACCUUUCAAACCAUAUAAAGAGGGUGUAAGUAUGGAAAGAUGGCACAUGCUGUUGGCACUGCUUCAGCUUUAAAAUGUGUCUGUUUUUUAUUAUCUGAUACUGAUAUUUCGUCUGUUUAAUGUGAAUGUUUUUAAGAGCAGGGUGCUUUCUAUAGAGCAUGCUUACAAAAAAAUUUGAGAUGGGUGGGAUUUUUUUUACUUUAAAUCUGGAAUAAGGAAGAUACAAUUAAACAGACUGUAUAAAUGGACAACACUCUAACCUUCAGAUUUGUUUUGACCUAUUUUAUUUUUUUAUUUCCUCAAGUAUAUGACUUUGAAUCCCUCUCCUGGAACAAAGAGAAAAAGCUUAUGUUCUCCAGAUCGAAAACAGGCCAAGAAAGCCAGAACAGAUGGAGGUAAAAAGUCUCCACUCAGCCCCACAAUGUGGUGUCAGGUUAACCUAAAGAAGACAGUACUACAUGGGUCUCCGCUGAAAUUGAAGAAUCUGGGUGAUCAUGCCUCACAGGAGGAAAUAGAACAACUGAUGAAGAUGAUGAGUUCAAAAGCCAAUUUCAAUGGCAACAAGAAAGGUGGGAGUCUCACUGGAAAGAAACAAGAUAAGAAAAAAUCCAAAGGAGGGAAGUCACAGCUUCUGAAUGGUCAGAAAAUAUCUGGUAAGGCUCGCUCUCCUAAAAAGAACUUGAAGAACCCAAAAAUGAAGCAGAUGACUUUACUGGAGAUGACCAAAGGCUCCUCUAAAGUGUCACGGCCAUCAAAAGGUAGCUCUAGCACUCCGAAAUCCAACAAUAAACCCCAUAGGCAGCUACCUCCAGUUGCUCUCCACUUAAUCUCUUAUUACCGCGACAAUAAAGAUCGUGAAGAUCGCAAGAGUGCACUGUCUGCUUUCAUCUCUAAAGCAGCAAGAAUGCUUUCUGCAGAGGACCGGAAUAGACUACCCGAAGAACUGCAGGAGUUGGUGCAGAAAAGGUAUGAACUUCUGGAAGAGCGGAAACGCUGGUCAAUGAUGACUGAAGAGGAGAAAGAAGAGCACAUGAGGCAGAAAAGGGCAGCAUUGAGAGCACGGAUCAAUGAGAAAGCUAAGGAGCGCAAAGCGAAAGAGAGAGAGGAGCGUCUGGAAAAACUGAAGAGGUAUGAAGAUCAGGAACUGACUGGAAAGAACUUGCCAACCUUCAAACUGGUAGAUACCCCUGAAGGUCUUCCCAACACACUCUUUGGGGAUGUAGCAAUGGUGGUAGAGUUUUUAAGCUGUUACUCAGAUCUUCUACUGCCAGAUGGACAAUAUCCAGUGACCUCUGUUUCUCUAAUGGAGGCUCUUGCAGCAGAAAAGGGAGGCUUUAUGUACCUUAACAGAGUGCUCGUAGUGCUUCUUCAGACUCUUUUGCAGGAUGAGAUCGCUGAAGACUAUGGGGAAUUGAACAUGAGGUUAUCAGAAAUUCCGCUUACUCUGCAUUCUGCUUCAGAACUUGUACGCCUCUGCCUUCGUAAGUCAGAUUCCCCUGCUGGAGAAAGUGAAGGGUCAAACAAGGAGGAAGAGGACAGCGAGGGCUCUGCAGUCUUUCAGGAUGAUGAAGUGGAAGACGAGUUUCUGGAAAAGUUGGAGACCUUUGAGUUUUUCGACCUUACCACAGAAGAAAAGCUUCAUAUUCUUGCUGCUCUGUGUCACCGUAUACUAAUGACAUACUCUGUGCAGGACCAUGUAGAUGCAAAACAGCAGUGCUCUGCUGAGCUGUGGAAAGAGAGGCUUGCUAUUUUGAAAGAGGAAAAUGAUAAAAAGCGAGCAGAAAAACUAAAACGAAAGGAACUUGGGGCUAAGGGUAAGGAAGAAAGUGUACCCCCCAAGAUUGCAAAAAAGCCUGAAAAAGUUGUAAAGGCAGACCCAGUGGAUCAGGAAGCAGAGGAUAUGAUCAGUGCUGUGAAGAGCAGAAGACUACAGGCCAUGCAGGCAAAGAAAGAGAAGGAGGAAUCAGAAAAGCUGGCAAAAGGUGAAGUUGUAUGUUUACUUUACAGUGGUUUACCAGUGUCUUUAGUCUUGCAUUGAAUUAAAUUUCCCAGCAAAGCUGGUGGUGCAUAUUGCAUUUUUAUUGCUUUCUUUAUAUUGCAUAACAUAAUUAAAAAAUUUUUUAUUGUAUAAAAUUAUACGGUCCCAAUAUAUACUUGUGAAAAAACCUUUUAGCAAUGUGCAGCAACCCAGUGGAACUUUGUGACUACAAAAGUAUAACAAAAUACAUACAGGUGCAUAGUAAAUUUUUUCCAACAGUAAAUGCAUGUUUAAAAAAUAAAUAUGAAGUGUAAUCCACUUAAAAGAAACGUGUUAUUUGCUAAACAGGCUUAGUAAUUCUUAAAGGACCACUAUAGUGCCAGGAAAACAAACUUGUUUUCCUGGCUCUAUAGUGUUAAUAGGUUCUCUCCCUCACUCAGGGUCCCACUCCAUCUGGGCUGAAGUGGUUAAAAACCCCUUCAGCCACUUGCCUUUCUCCAGCGCCGGGCUACCUUGGCCCUGGGGAACUCUCCUCCCUCUGUUGGUGCCGCAUGCGCAGCAAGAGCCGCGUGCACAUUCAAACCGCCCAUAGAAAAGCAUUUCUCAAUGCUUUCCUAAGGACGUCCAGUGUCUUCUCACUGUGAUUUUCAGUAAGAAGCGGCUGUCAGAGACAGCCACUAGAGGCUGGAUUAACCCUCAGGCCAACAUAGCAGUUUCUCUGAAACUGCUAUGUUUACAGCUGCAGGGUAAGCACUAGAGGGACCUGGCACCCAGACCAUUUCCAUUAAGCAGCAAAUGAGUUGUUUCAACCUAAAACAAAACAGAUUAUAAAGAGGGGACAAAAUAGUGCAGAUCAGUAAAAUAAACCAAUUUAGAUUAAGGUGUGUGUGUGUGUAUAUGAAUACAAAUUACAAGAAAGGAGUAGAUAAGUGCCACUCCACCCUGUCUGGCAUAGGGGGGACCAAUUCCUAGGAGCACGCUUCCUUGAUUGCAGAUGAAACCCAGCCAGUCACCUGAAUAUUUCUAAUUGAACUUUAUUCCAAAGAUAAUUAAAAUUAAGAGCACAUCUGCAGCGGUCUCAACUCUGUAUUCAUUUGCCUCCUCAGUCUGGAUCUGGCAUUUUUCGGGAAUGCUACAGGUAUCGCCUAAGGCUUUCAGGGCUUUUUCAAGUGUGUACUGAGAACAGCUGCGGAAGUGCUUGGACUUUCAUACAUAUUUUGUUCACCCAAUUUCGUUUGUUCCUUUUAACUUUAAUUAUUUUUGGAAUAAAGUUCAAUCAGAAGUAACAAAAAAGGGAGUCAUCGAAGCUAUGCUUCUAAUAAAGAUAUACAGCAGCCACCAAUGUAGGCAAUCGGACAGCUAGAACUCUUUAUUUUUGAGCAAGUAGUGCUUGGACUAUAGGCUAGAACUUGGAGGUUCCUGAUUGGUGUCUCUCAAAUUUGUGUGGGGGAGGUCUGCCUACAACUGGGAUUGGAAGAACAGUCGCAGAAGAUUCUUCACAAGCAAACCUUUUCACAUAUUUCAAUAUAGGCUUCUGCGUCCCUUUCUGAAUAUUAAGCCGAUGAUAUUUACUCUGAUGCAGGUGCACUAACACUCUACAUACACAAAGAUUUUAAUGUCUCCAAUCUUUCCCAUGCAGAGCGAAUGGAAAGAGAGGCUGAGGAGGAGAGGCUACGAAAACAGAGAGCAUCACAGGAGAAGGCAUUUCACGAGGGAAUUGCUAAGGCCAAACUUGUGUUAAGAAGAUCUCCGAUUGGUACUGACCGGAGCCACAAUAGGUAAAUAAAAGAUGUAGAUUUAAAAAUAAAGGCUUAUUUCACAUGUCAUUUUCUGGAGUGUAGUUCACUUUUAAGAUGUAAAAACAGAAUGCCCUACUGUGUGCAGUUAUACAUUCUUUAAAUGAACUCUACUCUCAACUUAUUUUCAAUGACACAGUCAUGAGGGCUUGAGUUUCUGGGUGCCAUCUUACUUUAAAGGUAGACUCCAAGCACAGUAACUGCUGUAAUGGUUAUGGUGAUUAUUGUUCCCUUAAGUUUUAAAACUUUUUUUUUAAAUGGUUGACCAGUUUAAGCGAAGACUAUUCCCAGGGACUUCAGCCCACAUAACUUAAUGGGAAAGGGGCAUAGAUUGCAUCAUCCUUAUAAAGGAGCUAAAUUCAUGUUUCAUACAUUCCCAGGAAGCUUAGCGUUUUAAAAACAUCUGGAUUUUGGUUUCAACAAGCUUUUCUGUCCUAAUGUUUAAUUUGCUUUCUUUACAGGUAUUGGCUUUUUUCUGAUGGUGUUCCUGGGCUUUAUAUUGAGAAGGGAUGGGUUCAUGACAGCAUCAAUUACAGUUUCAGUCUUCCUGAACUGGAGGAUGAGGAGGAUUAUGAAGAGGAGGAGGAGGACCAGGAUGCUGAAGGCAAGUUCACUUAAGAAAAGUUGUCAUGCAAAUGACACUAGGUUGUUGGUUUGAAGCGUAGGUAUUAUAUGUAUACUAUCUUUGUCUAAAUCUCUGACAAAUUCAUCUUAUGUGUUUCAUCUGCACUAGCCAUGCAUAAGAAAGUAUGCUCAUUUUUGGUGUACUGUUACACUUUUGUAGUGUGAGAAAUAAAGAAUAAAAAAUAAAAAAAUAGGAAAGUGCUCAUGACACGCAUGCAAAAGUCAUGGAAAAAUGGCAAACUGAUUCUCUGCAUGCAAAAAAGAGAGCAAGCAUUGAUUGUGUGUAUGUACAUAUUCUUUGGAGCUUCCUAUUGAAGUAAUGCUGUGGCAUUGUACAAGCAGGUGAAGAGUUCAACUUUUGCUAGAGCAAACCAUGUGCUAGAGCAGUGGUUCCCAACCAAGUCCUCAUACUCGAACAGUCCAGGAUUUAGUGAUUUCCCAGUUGUCUGUGUUUUUAUAAAAAGGGGAGGUGGUGGGACUUUAGACUGAACAGGGUAAUUCCUAAAUCCUGGACUGGUAGGGGGUACUUGAGAACUGGGUUGGGGAACCACUGUGCUAGAAGGAUUCAUACUGGCCUCUAGAGCAGACCUCCUGCUGCAUAAAUUCCUGAGUUGGUGUUCGAACAGCUCACUCUGACCCUUCCCUUGUGGCGAGUGGCAUCUCUGCAACCCUCCUUCUCUAGGGGAAAUGGCAACUAUGAAUGAGUAUUCAUGGCUGGCACUUGUCCUAGGUUCUUGCAAUGUCAGGAACGUUGCAAGACUUUUAAAUUGCACAAUUUGGUUUCUCACAAUACCUAGGGAUAGGACACGGUAGGUAUGGAAAAUGCGGGAAGCAGGUAAAUAUGUGGCGUGCAUCAAAAUUAAAACUGUACUUUGAAUGAAACAGUUGUCUUGAAAUUAUGCGUGUUUUCAAUCUAGAGCAGCUCUUGACCUGUAGUUGUGGUGAUUGGUACUUCUACUGUCUCAUGUAACAAUUAAGAAAUACAUUGCUAUUAACUGACGUUUGUUAAAAUUUUUGACUUAAAUGUUCCAUAAGCUUGUACAAACAAAGGUUGAGUUCUAAUUUUUUUCACUCUUUGGUUUUGUGCAGGUAAUGCAGAGAGUGAGGAUGCAGAAAGCAGUGUUGGUGGCCCUGAGGAUUCUGUCCAGAAAGAGAUACAGGUGGAGACCACUGUUCCCAAACAGGGGCAGAACCUAUGGUGCGUACUCCAUCUGACUUGAAUGUUGCAAUGUGCAUUAAAUGUCCUUUAAAAUGGUCACUCAAAGCACCGUGGUCAUAGUGCCUGGCGUUUGUAUGUGCAGCAUUUCCCUAUGAAAAACUGCAUUAUGUGGCAAACUUCUGAUCUGCAUAUACUGAGAUGUAUCCCUUUGCUGCUGGAUGUGUAACUCCACCUCCAGCAGUAUAAUUAGUCAGCCCUAUAUGGGUUAAGUAAUUUAUUUCUGUGCAUAAUGGAUGUCGUACGCAUUCUGGCAAUGGGCAACAAGUGGUGGCAAGCAGUGACACACAAUGUAUUUCUGACAUGUAAAGUUAUUAAAGGACCACUAUAGUGGCAGGAAAACACUCGUUUUCCUGGCACUAUAGUGCCCUGAGGGUGCCCCCACCCUCAGGGCCCCCCGGGCUCUAGGGGGUGGAAGGGGUUAAAUUUACCUCUUCAGCGCCGGGUGGGGAACUCUCCUCCUCCUCCUCCUCCUCCAUAUGGCAGUCAUCGGCUGAAUAAGCAUGUGCGGCAGGAGCUGCGCGCGCAUUCAGCCAGUCUGUAGGAAAGCAUUCUCAAUGCUUUCCUAUGGACACUGGCGUCUUCUCACUGUGAAAAUCACAGUACGAAGCGCCUCUAGCGGCUGUCGAUGAGACAGCCACUAGAGGCUGGAUUAACCCUAUUAUAAACAUAGCAGUUUCUCUGAAACUAUGUUUAUAGAAGAAAGGGUUAAUCCUAGCUGGACCUGGCACCCAGACCACUUCAUUAAGCUAAAGUGGUCUGGGUGCCUAUAGUGGUCCUUUAACUAAUGUUAUUGUAAGGAUGCAAGAGCACACAUCAUUUAAGAACAUUAGAAGUUGAGAUGUUCUUGGAUGUCCCCCCUAAGUGCAGUACACCUAGAUGGCCGCAAAACAAACAGAUGCAACUUUCUCUUUUUUCUGUAAAAGGAAUAUUUUUCUCUUUAGUCAGUAACAGAUGCUGGGGGGGGGGGGGCAACUUGUAGAUAACUCACUGUGUCCUGUAAAUGUGAAUCGUGUCCUACUUAAACUGCUUGCUUUACCUGUAUUUGGGGUGUGUGUGUGUGUGUUGUCCAUUUCUGUAGAAAAGGAAAUGCAAUGCUAAUCUGAUUUUGAAAACACUUUUUGAUGUCUUUCUAAAUACUCUUGGAUAUAGUGUGGUGGCUCAAAUAAUCAUAAUGUUUGUCAUGAACUUUCUUCUUGUUUGUUCAGGUUCGUUUGUGAUACACAGAAGGAAAUGGAUGAACUGCUGGAAAGCCUACACCCCCAGGGUGUUCGAGAAAGCCAACUGAAGGAUCGUCUGCAAAAGAGGUUAGAAACCUUUUUGUCACAAAUUGUUACUCUUGGAACCUGCAAGUUGUUUCCUUACCUCAUCACAUAGUCCUGCAUGCUCCCACAUUCCAUCUGUAGUACUUAAUUUAACCUUGAACCUUGUUUUCAGAUAUCAGGACAUUAUGCAUUCCAUACACCUUGCCCGCAAGCAGAACCUUGGUUUGAAAACCUGUGAUGGCCACUAUGAGCUUCUUAAGUUUCUGCGAAACGAUGUGAUUGAGGUGGCAACAAGGUUACAGAAGGGAGGCCUAGGCUAUCUGGAUGACACAACAGAGUUUGAAGAAAAGGUAAUAAAUUGUGCUUUCUCUUCCACAUGGCUUAUCGAACUUUUCAAUAUAUUUGUGAUUUGUGCUGGUAGUUUCCAGACACUCUAGUGUGAGAAAUGGAUGGAUUUUAUUCGCAAUGCUUCCAAAGUCGUCGUCCCAGUUGGCUAAUGUGCAAUUUUUGCAUCUAAUGCUAGAUCGCCAAUAGUGGCAUGGCAAAACACGUGGAUAAAAUAGUAUUUUAGGGGGUGGAGCUUACUAGCGGGACAAGACGGACGCCAUAUUUGUCUGCUCCCGACAAUCACACAAACUAAAGCCAAAUACUGCAAAAAGCAAUGACUUACCACUGCCGACUAAAUCACCAUCCCGACCAAGGUGAAUUUAUGCAUUUCCGGUACCCCACCGGACGACCCACGCCGAAAUGAAAGGCUGUGGCCUACCUCCAGCCGCCACGCUUCUCCCUGGAGUCUCUCCUGGGCGGCUCCCUGGCACACAGUGGACUUGGGAACACCCGAUACUCACCCCUCCAUCUUCGCAGCGCACAGGGGCCAUGGGUUGAUUGUCCCAGAAGCCCAAAGGCAGGGACAUAGGAGUCAUGCUCCAAAAACCCUUGCAAGCUAAAACAACCCUGGCAGGGGACCACCCGGAAGCUGCCACAUCACGGCAAGCACUGGAGGCUCAUGAACCAGGGCCCACUCAGAAACCCGAGACUGCCCUAUAGCCUCCCCAGGAGCACACAGGUAGGUCAGCCCCAGCAACAAAGGAUGAUGUCAGGGCGUUGCUGACAGACCUGCACAAAAUUAUGGCUCCAGACUGUGCCCUCAUGCAGCAGGAGAUCCAGACAGUCGCCACAGAGGGCACUGAACAAGAGGUACAAGCAAUGGUUACCAUGCUCAACGAAUUGGUCCUCCAGCUUCAAAGUAACAGCACUCGCUGCUCAUACAACUAACCGCUGGAGGAUCGUAAGCGCCACAACCAUGUGAAAAUCCGGGGAUGAAUUGCCUCAUUAUACCCGGAGGCUAUUGGCCACUAUAUUACCGCCAGGAAUGGCCAAGAAGAUGACCGUGGAUGGGGCCUACAGAGUUGCUGAAAACCCCAAAAAUACCAACUCCACGCCGCAAGAUGUUACCUUGAAAUGCAGACCAAACCCGCAUCAUGUCUGCCCUGCGGUCCAAAACUCCUGUACAAUUCGAGAACUCACGUUUUAUCAAGAUCUCUCCAAAGCUACCCUGCAAUGGCACCUUUUACAACUAAACUACGUACGGCGGGAAUACCCUACCGAUGGGGACCCUUAAGCUUCCUACAAGUGACCUGGAAUGGGACAGUUCAUAUACUCCGAUCCAAAGAAGAAAUCCCUGCAAUGUUGACCACCAUGGGCCUAACACCACCUGCACCAGCCAGCGCAGUAAUCUGGGAACCGGUUCUGAGCACAAACAGCAUACCUUUUUAAAAUUACAUACAAGCAGGUCAGUUGGAUAAAACCCAAACAGCAUACCUUUAAAAUUUACAUACUAACAGGUCCUUGGGAGGAAACCCAGCUUACACACCCAUACAGCUAUAACAGUAAAUCUGAUCGGCGGAACGCAACCAACUCGCCCCCUUGGUUAGGGGCAUUUCCUAUCUGUGCAUACGCCGUGUAACCUGCUUACUAUCUAGGUCUCGAUGCAUCCCUUAACACUCACAUGCUCUGCCUUAUGCCCACAACACCCACAAGUGCCACGUGACCGAAAUUAAGCCACCUGACCCACUCGGGCCAUACAGGCCUCUCUACCUCCUGUCCUACUUAUAACUGAAACCCACGCUUCAUGCUCAGUAUACCAACUUCACUUACUAACACGAACACAUUACUGACAUAUUAUUUUGUUGUCCGUUAUGUCUAUUAUUGAAAAUAGUGCUACGUCCUCAUAUGCCAAGUAUAUGUAACCAUCUGUUUUAAAAUAACUUCCUUGCUUAUGCUCUCUUGGCCACAACAGCACCAUUGUUACUACGUGCACUGCAAAAAGAAUUUAAAAAAAAAAAGACCAUUUGUCUCAGUAUAUUUUAAAUGGAUUUCUUGCCUACACUUUCAAAGUUAAAAAAAAACACUUUAAACCACUUACUCCUGAAUUUUUUUGUUCCAUUAUAGCCUGUGCUUUCCGGUAAAUGUUAACACCUGGUAACCCUCUUUAUAGAAGUCAUGCUCACCAUGUGUCUUCUCUUAAUAGGUCCGUUCCCUGGAGAGUCUGAAGGAUUUUGGGGAGUGCAUUAUAUCUCUUCAAGCAGCUGUUAUCAAGAAGUUCCUCCAAGGGUUCAUGGCACCAAAACAGAAGAAACGCAAGGCACAGUCAGAAGAAUCCGCAGCAAAAACUGAGGAACAGGAUGAGGAAAAGAGAAUGGCUGAAGAAGCAAAGGUUAUUGUCGUUUGCUUGCUAAUAUUGCUUGUGAAUGUCCCUUUUUAUUAUGCCUUUCUCAGAGAUGGUUUGCUCUUGCUAAUAUAGCUUACACUUGUAUUUCUGUACGACCUUUUGGAUAACUGCUUUUACUAUUACCCUCUUCUAGGGUUUUCAAGAAAAAUUCUGACCAAGUUGCUUAAAGGAACACUGUAGGGUUUGGAACACAUGUAUUCCUGACCCUAUAGUGUUAAAAACACCAUUUAGAUGGCUUGCCCCAUUUAACCACCUUAAAAGGAAUUAAAAUUUACCUUACUAGUGCUGCGCAGGCCUCGCUCCAAUCCGCCUCCUUGCUGGCAUCAGAACUUAUGACUUAUUUAAAAAAAUUAUAUUUUAGACAAUCCAAUGCUUUACCAUAGUAAAAGCAUUAAAUUGGUUGAAACUGGAAAGGAGGCGGGGGCAAAACACCAGCUUGGUCAAUCUUCACCUCCAUGAGAAAAAUUCAGAUUCCAGGCAGAGUGUGGAAACACUGUGCAGCACUUCCCCAGUGGCCACUGGAGGUAUCCCUAGGGGACAAUGUAAUCAUUGCCUUUUCUCUGAAAAGGCAGUGUUUGCAUGAAAAGUCAACAAGCUGUUUUGGUGACUAUAUUCUCCUUACAAAACUGUCUCUAGCCAUGUGAAUAUGGAGACCACUCACUUCCCCUCUUUGUUAAAUGCUCAUAUAUCCCUGAUCUGGAAUGAAGAAAACACAAACUACAUGGCAAUAAUCUACAGUGAGACAGACUUCUCAGGUGCUGCAGGAGGCUUAUGCUGUAGGUGUAUUUUCCUUCCCUUAAUGUUGUCUUUCAGUGAAUUUAUAGGUAGUUGUAGGAUCUAUAGAUCAUAUUGUGCUGUAACCUAUAUACUGAUACUGUUUUUACUGUUCCUUAUUAGAUGCAAUUUACUAAAGCAUAUUUCUUUACUGGAGUUUGAGACUCAAAGUCCUGUUGUGGGUUCACACUAAAACUGUGCUAGCAAUAUUUAUGGUUAUAUUUUGGGGGGGCCUGGGAAGAUAAAUAUUGACUUGAGCUAAAGGUUUAUAAUGCUAAAUGAAAGAUGCAUUUUUUUUCUUCUUUCUAGUAUGCAGGAUAUAUCCUUCGAAUCUAUAGUGAGUUUUCAGACAUGUUUAAACUACUUGAAAACUUAGCCACUGUUCAGAGAGCAGUAAUGCCACUCAUCGUCCUUUUGCCUUGUCAGCUGUGAAAACUGCAGGAUAAGCGCAUAUUCAUGUUGGGUUAUUAACACCCUGGCUUAGCUAUUAGUUGGUUUGGAAGCAUGACAGUGAGCAUGGCUUAGCCUCUAGAUACAUAUUUGGAAUAUACUGUUCAGUGCCCAGUUAAAACAAAUGUGGAUGGUCUCUAGCAUUUUUUUGUGUGUUCUAUGUCACAAAAAGGGUACACAAUACUUCAUGCCUCCCUUUAUAGCCCUGCAUGGAUCAGGCUCUGAGUGCUGUCGUUUUGUUUGCAUUGUUUACGUUCCAAACAUUUUUCCACACAGAACAUCAGGUUCCUUAGGAAGGUGGAAAUAGCUUUGUUUAUGUUUGUAUCAAAGUUCCCCUUUUAUGGCCAUGUGAAGACCCACUAUUACAGAGGGCAUAAAUAUAGAUUAAUUUUGUGCAGUGUCCACAUGGUGGCAGCAUAUGCUUCAAUAUAUAUAUAAUUUUUUUUUUAUGGUAGACUUCAGAAUGUACUGUAUGUUCUUAAAUUAUCUGAUUUUAUAAAUGUCUGAUUUCCACCACAGAAAUCUCAAAUACAUAUUGCUCAUUCUGCCCUCUCGGUUUAAGUUUAUCCCUACACUUCAACUCUGCCCAGUCACAAAUAAGAGUACCUGUGAUGGGGAGAAUAGCCUUUUAUAUAUGUUGUACUUUAUUAUUGGUAUUUAUUAGUGAUGCCGCGAACGGUUCGCUGCGAACUCUGGUCAGCUGACACAUCCCUGCCAAUCUCCGGCAGACCCUCCUACUUCCUGGACAGCAUCCAUGUUGAAGGCAGCUUCAACAUGGAUGCUGUCCAGGAGGUGAGAGGGUCUGGGAGGGAGGGUCUGCCGGAGAUUGGCAGGGAUGUCAGCUGACCAGAGUUCGCGGCGAACCACAGCAAGUUCGCGACAUCACUACUAUUUAUAUAGUGCCUACUAAUUCCGCAGCGCUUAACAAUAUUAUGAAAGGGGGAAAUUUACAAUAAAUGAGACAAUUACACAAUGACACAGGAACAAUAGGUAGAUGAGGGCCCUGCUCAAAAGAGCUUACAGUCUAGAGGAGGUGGCGUACAAAUACACCACAGGGCAGCAAGGGUGACAGCCACCAAACAAGGUGGAAAAGUAGCAGAACUGGAGGAGAGUGGAGUAUGGCGAGAGACAGAUAUAGAUAAGUUACUCUGGGAGUACACAAGCAUUUCUGAACAGAUGUGUUUUGAGGGACUUCUUAAACAAUUGGAGACUAGGGGAGAGUCUGGAGGUAAGCAGGCUGUUCCCAAAAAAGGAGCCGCCCAUGAGAAGUCCUGCAAGCCCGUGUUAGCAGUAAGGGUGCAAGCAGUGGAAAGUAGGUCACUGGCAGAGAGACAGAAGGGGCAUAUCUAUGAAUCAGGGAAGAAAUGGAAGAGGGGCUAGUGGGUUGGUGCUUUAUAGAUAAGAGUUGGCAUUUUUGGAUUGACACCUAUAGGAUACAGGAAGCCAGUGUAGGGAUAGACAGAGGGACAACGGGUGAGACGGGCGGCAGCAUUCAUUACCGGUUGUAGCGGGGAAGUUUGGAUUUUGGGGAGACCAACUAGGAGUUUUACAGUAGUCCAUGCAAGAGAUUACCAGAGCAUGAACAAGCUCCAUGGCAGCAUCUUGCAUGAGAAAGGAUACCCUCCUGCAAAAAGUUUUUUGCUUUUUUUUUUUUUAUUGUGGUAGCAGUUCUUUGCAAGGGCUGGAUAUACAAUGGCAAGCUGUAGGCUUCAUUCUCCACAAAAGAUGUACCAGUCUAUUAACAUUAUGAUCUAGUUUCCCAACCCCACCAUUGGAUAAGGCUUGACAGUCUGCCUGCAAAAUGCUAGCGCAUUGGAGCAGACAACGGUUGGCUUGCUUUGCAUCUGUUGUUUUAGUAUUGUGUCAAUGUUCAUUUGUCACAUGACUGUAACAGACCUAAUGUGACAGGAUAAUCCUGUGCCUGUAUUUUGUGGUCUCUUCUCAUUUAACCCUUCUUUAGAUGGAAUUCCUUCCUGACCACAAGUUCCCGAACAUUGUACAAAAUAGUAUCUGAAACAUUCUAACAAUACAGUAUACUACAAAUUACUGAUCGCAAAGCAAGUUGGUUAAACGACCUGUAGGUUUGUUAAUCAGCAGUCUAGCUACUAUUCCCGUGUGGUCAUUGGUCAUAUAGUUGGUUUAGUGUUUGAACACCUAAAAGAAACUAUCUUAGUGAUAUACAGGGAGUGCAGAAUUAUUAGGCAAGUUGUAUUUUUGAGGAUUAAUUUUAUUAUUGAACAACAACCAUGUUCUCAAUGAACCCAAAAAACUUAAUAUCAAAGCUGAAUAUUUUUGGAAGUAGUUUUUAGUUUGUUUUUAGUUAUAGCUAUGUUAGGGGGAUAUCUGUGUGUGCAGGUGACUAUUACUGUGCAUAAUUAUUAGGCAACUUAACAAAAAACAAAUAUAUACCCAUUUCAAUUAUUUAUUAUUACCAGUGAAACCAAUAUAACAUCUCAACAUUCACAAAUAUACAUUUCUGACAUUCAAAAACAAAACAAAAACAAAUCAGUGACCAAUAUAGCCACCUUUCUUUGCAAGGACACUCAAAAGCCUGCCAUCCAUGGAUUCUGUCAGUGUUUUGAUCUGUUCACCAUCAACAUUGCGUGCAGCAGCAACCACAGCCUCCCAGACACUGUUCAGAGAGGUGUACUGUUUUCCCUCCUUGUAAAUCUCACAUUUGAUGAUGGACCACAGGUUCUCAAUGGGGUUCAGAUCAGGUGAACAAGGAGGCCAUGUCAUUAGAUUUUCUUCUUUUAUACCCUUUCUUGCCAGCCACGCUGUGGAGUACUUGGACGCGUGUGAUGGAGCAUUGUCCUGCAUGAAAAUCAUGUUUUUCUUGAAGGAUGCAGACUUCUUCCUGUACCACUGCUUGAAGAAGGUGUCUUCCAGGAACUGGCAGUAGGACUGGGAGUUGAGCUUGACUCCAUCCUCAACCCGAAAAGGCCCCACAAGCUCAUCUUUGAUGAUACCAGCCCAAACCAGUACUCCACCUCCACCUUGCUGGCGUCUGAGUCGGACUGGAGCUCUCUGCCCUUUACCAAUCCAGCCACGGGCCCAUCCAUCUGGCCCAUCAAGACUCACUCUCAUUUCAUCAGUCCAUAAAACCUUAGAAAAAUCAGUCUUGAGAUAUUUCUUGGCCCAGUCUUGACGUUUCAGCUUGUGUGUCUUGUUCAGUGGUGGUCGUCUUUCAGCCUUUCUUACCUUGGCCAUGUCUCUGAGUAUUGCACACCUUGUGCUUUUGGGCACUCCAGUGAUGUUGCAGCUCUGAAAUAUGGCCAAACUGGUGGCAAGUGGCAUCGUGGCAGCUGCACGCUUGACUUUUCUCAGUUCAUGGGCAGUUAUUUUGCGCCUUGGUUUUUCCACACGCUUCUUGCGACCCUGUUGACUAUUUUGAAUGAAACGCUUGAUUGUUCGAUGAUCACGCUUCAGAAGCUUUGCAAUUUUAAGAGUGCUGCAUCCCUCUGCAAGAUAUCUCACUAUUUUUGACUUUUCUGAGCCUGUCAAGUCCUUCUUUUGACCCAUUUUGCCAAAGGAAAGGAAGUUGCCUAAUAAUUAUGCACACCUGAUAUAGGGUGUUGAUGUCAUUAGACCACACCCCAUCUCAUUACAGAGAUGCACAUCACCUAAUAUGCUUAAUUGGUAGUAGGCUUUCGAGCCUAUACAGCUUGGAGUAAGACAACAUGCAUAAAGAGGAUGAUGUGGUCAAAAUACUCAUUUGCCUAAUAAUUCUGCACUCCCUGUAGAAUAGCUUGAAAUAAAAAAAAAAAUAAAAAAAAUUCUUUCAUAUUUUACAGGUUGCCUCAGCUGUGGAAAAGUGGGCGUCUGCUAUCCGUGAGGCUCAAACCUUUUCCCGCAUGCAUGUGUUGCUUGGGAUGCUAGAUGCCUGCAUUAAAUGGGACAUGUCUUCUGAAAAUGCUCGUUGUAAAGUCUGUCGCAAAAAAGGUAAAUCGUAAGCCAGACUUAUAAAAUGUGCUUGAGUAUGUACACUAAGUUUAGCAGAUCACCUUGAUUUUUAUGAACAACCCUAACUAGUUCAUGUUUAUGUAAAUUGCUGCCCUAUUGUAUACAGUAUUAAUGUGCUGCAGUAAUGCAACAACUGAACAAUUUAUGUAUUUUUGGUUCUAGUCUUAAUAUCUUCCACCGUGCAUUCUACAUAUUGCUGGGCAACACUUUUCAUACAGUCUUGUGUUAUCUUGUAGAUCUGAGAGUUCUAACUGGAAAUUGUAAAAUAAAUUGUGUCUGGAUAGUAACAUUGCUCUGCGGAGUCUGACUUAAACUUUCAAUCUUGUUUGCAGGUGAAGAUGACAAGCUAAUACUCUGCGAUGAGUGUAACAAGGCAUUCCAUCUCUUCUGUCUGCGCCCAGUAUUGCUUAAUAUACCAGAAGGAGAGUGGCUGUGUCCAGCAUGCCAGCCAGCCACUUUUAGGCGCAGUGCCCGUGGCAGGUAAGGACCCAGCAUUGGCAGCUCUUCAUAGUCUUGGCGUGUAUAAGAAUUCAUACCAGGUAUUAGAAAUUUGGUUGUGAAUGCAGUCUUUAUAAAUAAUGGUUCUUCUGUCAUUUCAAACCAGGAAUUAUGCUGAAGAUUCAACAAAUGAUGAGGACGACGAAGAGGGGGAAGAAGAAUCUGAGGAGGAAGAGGAGGACUCGGAGGAUGACGAUGAUGACAAUGAAGCAAUGGGAUUGAGAUGUAAGUAAAACUGUGGAUACCUAUUUAAGGUGUUUAUUUUAUUAAAAUUUUUAAGUGGUGGGAAAACGAGCUGCUGUUUGCCUGCUAGUAGUGAUUGGUUACUCCAUGAAAGCAGGGCUCAUUGUAUAAUGGUGAAUCCAUUAAAACAAAUUCUGCUUCCACAACAUGUCGAUUUAAAUUUUCCCUCUUAUCUUUCAGUAGUUCAUUGGUACACUUAAAAUAAAUUGCAACGGUCCAGUGAAAUAAACAUAGGUGUUAAAAUGGCCUGUGUUAGCCUCUUAAGAUCAGACCAUGUAUUUGUAAUUUGAGGCCUGGAAGCUUGUUUGUGCUUUUGAGUUGUGCAUUGCAGAAUGUCAGCAGUUUUACCAAAUGUCAAUAAGCUUGUCCAUACUAUGCACAGCAGACCACUUCUCUUCUCUACUUUUAUUAUAAAUCGUAUUAGUACAGCGAAAAGCUUCUGUGCUGGCAUUUUGGAUAGACUUUUUUUUUUUUUUUUUAUACUUUACUACAUAUAAUUUAGAAGGCAGUGCACAUUUUGUAAACUAAAGGGACUUUCCGGGCAGUAAAAUAACUUUAUUAGAAUGCAGUUAUGCCAGGAGGUCCCUGGCAUCUGCUUACCGUUAAGGGUUUAACCCCAAAGUGUUAAAUUCAGUUGGUUAGCUCUGAUGUAUUUUUCUACAGAUUUUGUUAAAGGCUUCAAUCAGAAAACCUUGGACAGGGAGGCCACUGAUUGGCUGAUACUCCUAGCUAAACAGUGGCUCCUUGUUCACCGCUUGAGAUAAAUACAUAUGUACAUCACUGUCCAAAUACAAUGAUAAAAAUCACGAUUUAGUAGAUCUAUCCUCAGUGCUAAACUACCAGAAAGUAAAUGAAUCUGUUGACUGACAGCCAGAGGGGUGGAAAGAGGUUUAUUUAGAAAACUGCCAAUUUCUACUGAAAAAUGCGUUUUUUGAUUUUUUUUAAAUGGGGCACACUCUUCACACUUCAGAAAGGUAAAGUUCUUUUAGAUGUCUGGAGUGUCCCUUUUACAUGUAAAAGAUUGCACCCAUUCCUUAUGCCAGUGCACAUCCCAGUGGUUUGUCUGCUUGAUGCUUCUGUGGGAUGGCUGUCACUUAAACAUUUGUAGGAGGCCAUUUAACCCAGGCAGAGAAUGUUUUACUAGUUCCUUUCUGUAUUUGCAUUAAGUACCUGCCAGAAUCUUGUUUUUCAUAACUAAACUUUAGGUCAAAUGGUAAAUUACAUUUUAUUUAAACAUGAGCUUUCUGUAUUGAUUUGAGCAGUGCAAUAAGAUAUGGCUGCUUUUCUUGUGAGCUGGCAGUGCACAGCAAUUUUUCCUAUAGCAGAUAUUUAAGCUGUUGCCUUAACCACAGAGCAUUUCCAGAUCACCUCAAUAAAUGCUGUUUUCUAAUAUGGUUAUUGGUAUUCUGUCUGCAUGUAACUGCUAUCUAUGAUGUGUCUUAACACUUCCAUAGCUUAGUGGGAUGAUCACAACACCAUCCUGGCACAGUAAAAAACAAAAAAAAGUGUUGGUGAUGAUGGCCAUGCUAUGCCUUUUCUGAAAAAAUCCUCAAACUUGCAUUACUGACUCUUUAUAUUUUUACUUAUUUUUUUAAAUUUUUUUUUUAAACCCUCAUUUGCACGCAAUAAGAACCCUCUCCCUGUACUAGAACUGUCCUCUGUAAAUAAGCCAGAAGGUUAAAACGAUAGACUGUCAGGACAUAUAAUGCAAUGCACCCAUUUAAGUUUCACCAAGUAAAGCUCAGUGAAGUAUUUUGCUUUAGAGUUAAAGGAAUGUUUUUGUUUUUGUUUUUACUUUUUUUAAGCAGUAGAGAUGGGGAGAGUGUACUUUAAAUUACUGACUGUUUUAGUGUAAUAGAGCUUUUUCUGCAUCACCUGUAGUCAAACUAUUAAAUGCCUCCUUGGUGAAUCAAGCAUUAAUAGAUCCCUGGUAUGUGCUAGAAAGAAAACAAAUUAUCUCUCUCUCGUUCGUUAUCGCUGUGUCUCUAAAUGAAAAAACGCAAAUAACAAGGUCCAUACUAGGGUCCAGUGCAAUCCUGAUAGAAAAAGGACAGGAAGAACUUUCCACUUUGAGCUUUAGAAGGCAGAUUUGACCCUGACUUGACCACAAAUGGCACAAUGUAUCCUGGUUAGAUUUCAAGUUGGCUGUUUUGGAAAGGGUUAAUUGUAGCCUUUGCCUUACUAUGGAACUUCAAAGAAUGGGACAUUGUUGGCUCUUGCACACAGGAGCUGCCCGCACAGCAUGCUGUCGGCAGUCGUUUCAUUUACAAGAGGCACGUUUGUGUGCGAGUGUGGGACAUAAAGAUUAAAGUCUAGGGAUCCAACAGGAUCAGAAUUUCUGUGCAAGCGACAGCCGCCUCUCUGGGGAAUGCAGUUAAAGAAGAGGCAACAGGCGUUAAAGCUCAAUGUUUAGCCCCUGUCGUAGUAACCGGACACAUGUUUGCCCCCAUCCCCAAGUCGGUUAAGUUCCCACUGAUUAACUUGGCAACUGUGAGAUCCCGCUGUGUGGCCUUCUUUUUGUUUGCUCUCAUCUCUCACCGGCAGCAGCUGUAUCGCAGUGUUUAAAGUUGGGAGGGGGUGGGGGGAAUUGAGGUGGGAACAAAUGUCCCUUUCUUCCUCCCCAGUUGUCUCUGGAGAUCAGACCUAACACUUUGCAUCUUUAUAACUUGUGUGUGCCCUUGAGGCGUUCCAUGAAGUAAGUGGAAGGGAUUGUAGCAUGACCCAGGGUGCCUAGUUUGUUGGUGUAAUGAAGUGCUGUGUAAAUUGAGGCUGACAUGCUAGUGAAGAAAAAUAGUAAUUUAAUACAAUGUCUUAAGCCAAUCCAUUGCACUUUUCUAUCUGUUUUAAAUCUAUAUUUGGUACACCAGGCAUUAAUUAUGUUUUAUAUCUCAAACUCCAUAUUUUUAAAACCUGCUGUAAAUCUAUUAUAUUGACUUCAUAAUGAUUUUUGGGGUUGUUUUGCUUUUUGUCCCCUCUCCUUUUUAGUGAGAUCACGUAAAACAAAAGGCAAAGCAAGCAAACUCCAUCGUCAGCGUGGGCGUCCUUCCAAGCGCAGUCAGCAACCUUCUCGCUCAUCUCGACAACGCACAACACCAGACAAUGAUGCAGAUGUGGAAGAAAUGGUAAGUCUGGGAUAUGUCAUUAUCCUAAGAGAUUGAACAUUCUGGUAAGAGAAAUGAUGGACAGUGUUUGCUGAAGCGUGGAUUGUCAGAAAUUGAAAGUGUAGGGAUUUAAAUGCCUGUAUUGGAUACAGGCUAGUAACUCAUCCUGAUGGUCUUUUGGUAUUUGAUAUCAAAGCUCUGUUAGCCAGUGAUCUGUUGACCCAUGUCUGUGCAGGAGGGCACAGUCAUUCUGAAAUGGAAUGAUUUUCUAUGCAGAAUCUCCUCUCAAAAACCCAGUUCUCUCACCAACCUUGCAUUCUUUACCUUGUCUCAUCUAAUUAACAUUCCUUUUGUAAAGACUAAGUGAAUAUUGCACAUUCAAUUAUCCUAGGAAUACUUCCAGCAAGGUACUCCAAACAGAGUGGACCAAUGUCCAUGCAGAAUAUAGUAGUAAAGUGCUCUGUGCACACCUGGAGGUUUCUUUGAAGGGCAGUUUUUAUUUGGAGUGCAGAACAAAAUACGUUUCCAUAUGACAAAGGUUCAGGGGAGUCAAAUUUAUUUUACAAAUAUCCAGGUGUGCCCAGAAUGCUUUUUCACUACCAAUUAACAUUCCAAUUUUCUCCAUCUUCUCACUAGUCAAUUUACCUUAUUGCCUCCCCCAUUAUGUAUGCCCCUUUAAUUUCUACUCUACCUUUGCAUACAUUUGGCUCUUCUGCACGUUCUAUCUCCCUCCACACAAUUGCUUGGUAACAUGACGAUUUCUAAUAAUGUGGUUGCUUAGUAAUUCAUGUGCUACUGAGAUACUCUUCUAAAAGUGGUACUUCUAAAUAUAAAGUUCUAGAUUAAAACCUGCUACUUAAAUGCACAUAAAAUGUGCAUGAAGACUGCUGCACACACAGCACGUCCUGGUACUCUUUGGAAUCUAAAAGUAAGUGCAACUAGGGAUUUCAUAAAAACACGGGGCUUUGCUUGGAUUUUCACUCUUGCAAUGAUUUUAGUUUUUGCUCAAACAAGACACUUUAUAUCAGUAUUGCAAUUGGCUAUAUGCAAUUAUUUAAUAUGCUGUUUUAAACUGUAUAACUGUUUAACCCCUUAAGGACCAAACUUCUGGAAUAACAUGUCAUGUCCUUAAGGGGUUAAAAUACAUUUAUAAAUGUAUAUUAGUGGUUUUUCUGCAUAGAUGACACUAACAUAUCUAUAUUGCUAGCUGAUCAUAAUACAACUGUAACUUGAUUUUAUAAACCAACCUUUUAUUCUUUCUUAGAUACGUCAUAGUAAGCCCCCCUCCAGGCGCCAGAACCAAGAGCUGCAGAAGUGUGAAGAAAUGUUGUCCAAACUUAUAAAGUACAGAUUUAGCUGGCCUUUCAGGUGAGUUUGUUUACCAUUACAGUAUACCAAGCAUAAGUGACAUUGUCCCAAAUGGUGUCUCUCAGGAUGACACUUGGGCUACACUUCCUCAAGCAAAUACUUUGGUUUGCAGUUCCUACAGAAAAUUAUAAAUAAAUAGAAUAGAUGUAUUCACAGCAAUAUUUAAUAGUAUCAACAGACACAUCAGCUCAAAGUUUUUGCAUCAAUCAAACAGAUACACUUCGCAGUGGCAUAUGACAUCGCAAUGCCGUCAAAACUACAAAUCAAAUGCCCUUGUAAUUUUUAUUAAGCGUGUGUAAAAUAUAAGCCAAACACAUAAAAAUGGCUAGCAGGCUGUUAACUGUAAAAUAUACCCCUAAAAUAAAAAGGUCUGCUUUUAUUUUUUUAAUUGGUAAUUUGUUGAAAAAUCAUGAUAUUGGCCUGGUGAUUCAUACUUCAAUUGUUAAAUUAGCAGUGACCCUUCCAUUCCAUCUUGGAAGUACGUCAGAGUGCUUUCAUUCUAGAUUUGUUAUCCAGCAAACGGUGACAAAUAUGAAGUGCAUAUUCCAACCAGUGGUUCCUGUGAGCUGUUUGGAUCAUUCCACGGAAACUCUGGAGAGUGUGGCACUCCAUAUCAUGUAUGGUUUGUGUUUAUCAAUCCGCAAAAUAAAUCUGUGAAAACCCAUUUUUUGUUCUUUAUAGUUUAUUUUUAUUUGCUAUUCAGGGAGCCUGUGAGUUCUGAAGAUAACGAAGAAUAUCUAAAGGUUGUCACAAGCCCUAUGGACUUCCAGACCAUGCAGAGCAAGUGUUCAUGUGGAAACUACCAGACAGUGCAGGAAUUUCUCAAUGACCUUAAACUGGUAUUUGGGAAUGCAGAGAUGUAUAAUGAACCAGGAAGCCCUCAGAUGUCUUGUUUGGAGAAAACUGAGCAAUGUGCUAAAGACCUCCUCAGUAAGCACCUCCCAGGACAUCCUUACCAGAGGAGGCAUCGUAAACACCAGGCUCUCCAGCCAGAGCCUACCAACGCUGGCAGGGGGCGCAAGCGGAAGAAAUGAAUACUUUGACUGUAAAGGGGACGGGGUAGGGGUCGUGGUUUGAGGGAGAGGAAAACUGGAGGUUGUGGGGACAAAAGCUGUAGGUCAUUCCCCCAGAUCUGAAGACCAAAACCUGCUUUUGUUGAAAAGGAAAGAAUUUAAGGAUGGCUCAUUAAAAAUUUGGAUGUGUGGUUGAUUCUUCUCUGGCGUCUGCUGAAGCCAAGUUAAGGAUAAUUACAAUUCAAAGUUGAUUGAAACCAAAAACAUGGUUCCCAUUACACAACCUUGUAAAAUUUGCUGCUAUCCAAUACUAUGUUAACCCUUUUUAGUUAUUAAUGUCUUCAGACUCACUGCAGAUUUAUUUUAUUUUUUUUGUUUAUGUAAUUUUUAGGUUCUUCAGUGCUUUGAUUCAAACUCUGUUUUGUACUUGUAGAGUCAGAGCUGCACAUAGAACAGUCAUAAGCACUUAUUGAUGUAUUCAGGCAGUGGAAAAAAGAUGGAGCUUUCAGUUCCUCACCACCACUCUGAUCUCUAAAAUAGCAGAGUGUUCCUGGCCCUGUUUACAUUGUUUCGUAAGAUUUCCACACCGACCACUGUUUAAACCUAGAAUGUAGUGGUGUCUUGUAACUUCUCAAAUGUACUCUGCUCUCGUUAAUGUAGAUUAAUACCAUAUUUUUGUAAACAUGUCCCAGACUCUCAAUUGGAGGCAGCAUUGAGACUGGGUUAGAUCUUGUACCCCAUGUCACCAGCACCCAAGUAUUGUAUUUUUUCUGCCGCCCUAUCUCUGUAAAGGUUACCAGCAAACCCUUCUAACACAGGCUGGUUUUGGAGAGGAAUGAAAACAGACCUUGCUGUCCCCUCUGCCUCCCCCUCCCUUAAAAAUAAAAAAUAAAAAUGGGUUCUUUUUAAUUCUUCCUCUAUGCCGACACAGGUAUUCGACCGUCAAACAGGAAAGUCACUUUUGUGUAAUUUUUUUUUUUUUUUUUGUACUGACCUAUUUCCCCCCUAUUUUCUAGAUAUUCAAUGUUUGCUUGUGAUCUUGUAUAAAGGGAGACUUUGUCUGGAUUUGGCACAUGUACAGUACAGUUUAUAUGAAAACAAGUGUUUGCCUUUAUUAAUAUUAAAACAGAAGGAACCACGUGUAACUGUUGUAAAGAGUUUGCUUUUAAGCCAUGUAUCUAUUUCUUCCUUUUUAAACUCUACAGUUUUCUAGAACAUGUCCUGUCCACAAAUAUAAACCACCGUUGUGAUCUUAUAACAGUUUUUAAGAAUUUGUUUUAAAGUAGCAAAGAAGGCUAGAGUUGUGUCCAUUUUAAAAUUGGAUGCACAGAUCAUGCACUACCAUAUGUGUAGAUAAGAUACUCACACUUUGAAUAUCCAUGAAAGAAGAUGCAGACAAAUGUAAGCCAAUCCUCGCAAUCACAUUAAUUUUAGAGAUUUAUCAAUAUUCUAGUCAAGAAGCACACUAAUGUUUAUGUUCAUAUCUCAAAAGUAAUAACAAAUUUAAAGUAUACAGAAAUAAAAAAGCAUGGAAUGAU
Messenger RNA from Pelobates cultripes (western spadefoot toad), 34833 nucleotides. Lineage: Eukaryota; Metazoa; Chordata; Amphibia; Anura; Pelobatidae. The record is from the annotation of a GenBank genome assembly.